AUGGAAAAUAAAAAUUUUACUCUCCUUUCCGAUUGUCCCAACACAUGUGGUGAUAUACAAAUUGAAUAUCCUUUUGGCAUUGGCAAUAAUUGUUCUUUUGGUGUUGGAUUUAAUCUUACUUGUUCACAUGACUCGGAUUCUCCAAGACUCCUUCUAGGAGAUAGCAAUAUCCAAAUAAGAAAUUUUUCAAAAGAAGGGUUUGUCAACAUUGAAUCGCCAUAUGUCACAUUGAAUGCAGAUGAACAAUUCAUCAACACUACAUUGAUCAAUCUUAAGAAUUUGUCUCUCUCUUAUGGCUUACGUUUAGCUGAUUGGGAAAGCCUAUAUGGAUAUGAUGGAUAUGAAUACGGAUAUGGAUAUGGAUAUCCAGGCAACAACAUUUUGCUUGUGGUUGGUUGUAGUGUUAUUGCUAAUAUUGUUAAUCUCGUUAACAAUAGUUCGGUGGAGAAUUGCUUUACAAUAUGCUUCACUGCCAAUAUAUCAACUAUUGAGCGGGGACACAUGUUCAACAGUACAUAUUGUAGCUUUUACUUGGAUAGUGCAAAAUAUAGCCAGCUUUCAUGGGCUAUUCAAUUAACUCGAUUCAAUGAGAAUGUGGAACAUAUGAUCAACAAUAACAACUCCAACGUCAUAGCCAUCAUAUACAACAAUGACUUCAUUAAUGAUGAUGACUACGAAAGAUUUAUAAACAAUAGGAAUACAACUGGAAUGAUGGCAUCUCUCGCUUGGUACUUCAAUGACCAUUCAACGUGCAAAGAGGCCAUAAAGAGUAGCGACACUUAUGCUUGUCGUAGUAACAAAAGUGAAUGCCAUGAUGUCCUAUUUGACGAUGCACCAUUUUUGAAUGCAACCACCGUUGGUUACAUUUGUCGAUGUUCUUUUAAUCAUGUCGGCAACCCCUACCUACCUAAUGGCUGUCAACUAGAAACAAAGGCCAAAGGGUACAUAUGCAUAUGCAAAGAUGGCUACGAUGGAAAUCCUUACCUUCCUGAUGGAUGUCAAGAUAUUGAUGAAUGUAAUUCUACUACAAAAGUUUGCACCGGAGAUUGUAUAAAUACAGAAGGAAGUUACAGGUGCACAUGUCCUAGGGGAACAUCUGGUGAUCCUAUCGAAGGAACAUGCCUCCCCAACAGAAGGAAUGCUCUUAUAUUGGGUGUCAUCCUUGGUGCUAGCAUUGGAACAAGUCUCUUGCUCCUCUGUGUAACAUUGGUCAUCGUAGGAAAGAAAUGGAAGCAAAGAAAUCUAAAGAAAAUCAGACAAAGGAAUUUUCAUCAAAAUCAUGGUUUACUGCUUCAACAAUUAAUCUCUACAAGUGACCAUGUUGAUGAGAGAACAACUAUAUUUUCUUUGGAAGAGAUAGAAAAGGCAACAAACAAUUUUGAUGAAACUCGAAUACUUGGAAGGAGAGGACAUGGUACUGUUUACAAAGGGAUUCUAUCAUAUCAACGAGUUGUUGCCAUAAAAAAGUCAAAAACUGUUAAAAAAAGUGAGAUUGAUCAAUUCAUAAAUGAGGUUGCGGUUCUUUCUCAAAUCAAUCAUAGAAACGUAGUUAAGCUUUUUGGAUGUUGUUUAGAAACUGAAGUUCCUUUGUUGGUUUAUGAAUUUAUCUCCAAUGGGACCCUUUCAGAUCAUCUUCAUGUUUCACAAGGUGAAUCCAAAUUAUCCUGGGAUGAUCGUCUUAGAAUUGCCACAGAAUCUGUCGGAGCACUUGCCUAUUUACACUCAGCGGCUUCUAUAUCUAUUUUCCAUAGGGAUGUGAAGUCAUCAAAUAUUCUUUUAGAUGAUACAUUUAAGGCGAAGGUAUCAGACUUUGGAGCAUCAAGAUUUAUUCCUCUUGAUCAAACACAUAUAACUACUGCCAUACACGGUACCUUUGGGUACUUGGAUCUGGAGUAUUAUCAAACUAGUCAGUUGACAGAGAAAAGUGAUGUCUAUAGCUUUGGAAUUAUUCUUCUUGAACUUUUAACAGGAAAGAAGCCUAUAUACUCAACUAAUAUUGAGUCACAACAAAAUCUAGCAAUGAAUUUCUUUCAAGCAAAAAGAGAGAACACAUUGUUUGAUUUGGUAGAAGAACGUGUUUUGCAAGAAGGGACAGAGCCAGAGUUUCUUGAAAUAAGUAGUUUGAUAGAAACAUGCUUGAGUUUGAAAGGUGCAAAAAGGCCUUCAAUGAAGGAAGUUGAGUAUAAAUUGCAAAGUAUGAGAAAGACUAGAAUGAAAAGGAAAGGAGAUUGUAUACCAGAAGGCAACGAGGAAAUUGAAUGUUUACUCACUAUGUCAUCUCAAUCUUCCUCAGAAUUGAUGAAUCACAUAAGUCAAGGAAAUUCUAGGAAUUAUAGCUAUGAGAAGGAGCUCAUGUGGUCACAAAAUUGUGCUAGGUAAUUUGUUUUAUGUAU
Molecule: messenger RNA, 2393 nt
Organism: Zingiber officinale
Lineage: Eukaryota; Viridiplantae; Streptophyta; Magnoliopsida; Zingiberales; Zingiberaceae
Product: putative wall-associated receptor kinase-like 16
Exons: 4
Coding region: 1-2379 (792 amino acids)
Biological process (GO): cell surface receptor signaling pathway; protein phosphorylation
Cellular component (GO): plasma membrane
Molecular function (GO): protein serine/threonine kinase activity; ATP binding; calcium ion binding
Source: RefSeq, a predicted model, not a curated record